AUGUCAUCGGUUGAUGAAGAUUCGAAGCAGCAGGUGCUUAUAGAGACUCCUGUUGAUUCAGAAGCAGAGGACGACGAUGUAAUCCAAGAUUGGUCGGACGCUGCAAAAUUAUCAAAAAAAACUACACAAACAUCUCUACCGAAAAGAGGUGAAAAAGAUUACGAACCGGAUGGCACCGAUGUUCAGGAUCUGCUACUCUAUAGAGCUAGAAAAGCCAUGUUUGAUACUCUGUAUAAUGCGGCAAGGGGGACAACGUUAAAUAACCAAGUCAAGGCUUAUUAUGUUCCAGCUUUCAGCGAAGCUGUCAUACCACAGCCAAAGGGUAACUUUCUGCAGACAAUUGGAAAAUCUGAUAGUAACGGUAAAUGUUGGUUGCAACUGCAUGAGUUUGUGUACCUUGCUGAAAGGGGAACAAUAGCGCCUUACUACUGCAAAUCAUUCCCCAUAAUUUCAGGAACUGAAAAUCAAGACUUUGAAAUUCCUUUAAGCAUGCAAGAUCUGUAUUCUUUUUUCAAAUCGCAGCACGAGAUGGAUAGGUAUUUCGUAUAUGCGCAUUUGAAAAGGCUAGGAUUCAUCGUUAAGCUCACAGAGGACCAUUCAACGGAUUACACAACUUUCUUUGCUCCUUCCGGGGACUCCAAGGUGAAACGAAAACUGCGUUUAGCAUUUCGUAGCGUUCUAAAUUUCUGGAAUAAACAGAAAUGCCUUGCGCUAAAUACAUUCUUUUAUGGAAGUUGGAAUUUCUUGAUACGAAAAUUUACUUCCACGCCGCAAAUCUAUCUGGGUCUCUCUAAGCUUAUACCGACUUGCACACCUCCAAAGACCAUAAAGGACCUUCAUAGAGAAAGGUUUCUAGCUUCAAAAAAGGAUACCGUCCCACAUCUAGAAUUAGUGUUUGACCUGUGGAAACCGCAAACUAAUUUUAAAAAGAAAAGUCCAGGGUUGCCGGAUUUUCAAGUUGUGAUCCACAAUAAGAAUGAUGCGAACCAGCAUUUUCCUACAUAUUCAGAUUUUAGAGAAUUAUUCCAUUCGUUAGACUACAAAUUUGACUUUUUAUCGGAAAUCGACGAUGAUAUCUCAUGGAACGACCACUGUUAUACCAAUGGUGUGCUUAGAAGCGAGUACCUCUCCUCUUUGAAGUCAAAGGCUGUUCAAAUGAAAUCAAGUAUUCAUAAUAAAAUGUUGCGAUCUAAAAGAGGUAAGCCUAUCAAGUCAUGUUCACCAGCUGCUCUUCAAACGAAGCGCUUAAAAAGUGGCUAUCGUAGUUUUCUUGUCGCAGUUAUGGAUGGAGGAUUGAUCAGUUUUGUAAAAAUCUCGGAGGCUGAUUUUGGAUCUGAGAAUGUUUGGUAUGUGCCAUCUUCUUCAUUAAAGAGGAAUAAAGGCAGAAAUCGAAAAGUUAGCCAGCGAUAA
Molecule: messenger RNA, 1410 nt
Organism: Zygotorulaspora mrakii
Lineage: Eukaryota; Fungi; Ascomycota; Saccharomycetes; Saccharomycetales; Saccharomycetaceae
Gene: SEN54
Product: tRNA splicing endonuclease subunit SEN54
Exons: 1
Coding region: 1-1410 (469 amino acids)
Biological process (GO): tRNA-type intron splice site recognition and cleavage
Cellular component (GO): tRNA-intron endonuclease complex
Source: RefSeq, a predicted model, not a curated record